CAUCUUCACUUAAUUCGCGCACGAGGCAGUACGACGGUGAAGAAUCAAUCUUUUCUUGCAGAAUGACUCGUGUUUUCAUCGGCAGAUUGGCAAUGAAUGCCCGAGAAAGUGAUGUGGAAAGAUUCCUUCGAGGAUACGGUAAAGUAAGAGACAUAAGCUUGAAGAGAGGAUACGGAUUUGUGGAGUUUGAUGAUUAUCGAGAUGCUGAUGAUGCCAUUGCAGAUUUGAAUGGCAAAGAACUGCUGGGUGAAUAUGUUGCAUUAGAGUUGGCCAGAGGAAAGAGAAGUGGUGGUGGAGGAGGUGGGCGCGGCGGAGGAAGAGGCGGAGGAAGCUAUGGUGGCCGAAGACCUGUUUGGCUGGACAAGGGGUCAAGGUAUGGGCCUCCAGUAAGAACACAGUACCGUGUUAUCGUGGAAAAUAUGUCAAGUCGCACAAGUUGGCAGGACCUGAAAGACCAUCUUCGCCAGGUCAGCAAUGCAAAACUAACUUAUGCUGAUGCGCAUAAAAAGAGUGUUGGAGAAGGAUGUGUAGAAUUUGAGAGUCGUGAUGACAUGCUGGACUGCAUCAGGAAAGCUGACGAUACAGAACUUGGAGGCAAAAGGAUUCGCCUUGUUGAAGAUAAAGGCCAUCAUGGCUCCCCUCCAAGACGCAGUAGUUACAGAAAGGGCUCUCGCUCAAGGUCCCGCUCAAGGUCCCGUUCACGAUCUCGUUCUCGUUCACGAUCACCUAAGAGGCGUUCAAGGUCUUACUCUCGGUCCAAAAGUCGCUCUGCGUCAAGGUCACCAGCCCCUGCAACAAAGCGUUCACGAACACCUUCAAGAUCUCCUGAGCCAGCAAGGGCUGCAUCACCCGAGGAAAGACAUGAUGAAAGACAUGAUGAAAGACAUGAUGAAAGACGUGAUGAAAGUGACGAUUGAUUGUUAACAUUGGUUGAAAUUAACGUUGGCUAGUUUUGAAUCUGUGUUUGUGCUGAGCACAUCUCUCAGAAAACUGUCCAUUAAACCUUUUUUUUAUUAUUAUUUUUGACUCCAGUAGUUACAACAGGAGCAUGUUUGUGAGAUUUUUUGUGUUUAAGGGCUUGAAUGUCUCAACCAAAGACAGAAUAGCAGUUCAAAAUGGCAGAGUUAAUAUGAGGUUCUCGCUAUUCUAAUCAAAGUCAGUAGCUAUCUGAGAGUUUUAGUCAAAUGUAGUUUUGAUGAUGAAAACUGUUACAUUUAGAAAUUUUUGUACAGUUUGUAUUUGAUUUGUGUUGUUGAGUAUUUUAAGGGAAACACAAAACUGUGCAUGUAGUGUUUUUGUAGUUGAACACUUUGAUUUAAUGGGAAACUGUAAUUCUGUUGUUACAAAUAAAAUAUUAACCAAAUUUCACUCCA
Stylophora pistillata is the source of this 1373-nucleotide messenger RNA. Its product is annotated as serine/arginine-rich splicing factor 6. Gene Ontology annotation, molecular function: mRNA binding. Gene Ontology annotation, cellular component: nucleus; cytoplasm. Lineage: Eukaryota; Metazoa; Cnidaria; Anthozoa; Scleractinia; Pocilloporidae. The record is from RefSeq and is a predicted model, not a curated record.